AUCUACCAUUCGAAAUCUCCGCCUUUGGCACGAAUUCUCACAAUGGGAAAAGGACGUCGAAUGAAGAAGCAAGGCCCGCCGCCGCCAUUGGACGAGUCUCUAGUCACUAGAAAACGCAAAGAUGCACCGCCCGCACCCGUCGAACAGCGCGCUGGGAAGAAGAGGAGGACGGAGGUUAAGGCACCGAAGAAGAAGAAUGCUGCAAAGCCUGUGAAGAAGUUUGUUCCUCCACCGCCUACCCACGACGAGAUUUCGAGCGACGAUGCCUCCGACGACGACGCCGACGGUAUAGACGACCCUGACGUUAUGGAAGAUGGAUUGGAUGGAGUCAAUAUCACCGGCCUGGAUGCACUAGGCAGCGCAUCAGAGUCAGAAGAGCUGGAAGAGCUGGAAGACGACGAUGAGUUCGGAGAGUCCGGCUCAGAUGUCAUGGAUUCGGACACAGAGGUUCGGAAAACGGGCAUGUGGUCAGACGACGAAGAUGCGGACGACAUCGAGGAGAAGCUCACGGCUGCAAACAUCGAGGGUCUAUCCAGGAAGCUGGAUAUGCAGCGGGCGAUUGAAGAGGCCGAAGCACAAGCGGAGCUGGAAGAAGCACAGCUACAGACGAAUAUCGCGGGCGAAAGACCGAAGGUGCUCGAAGACGAUGACGACGAAGGUCGACCUAUAACGAACCUCGCGACGCAGGAUCUCCAACUUCUCCGGACACGGCUGAAUGAUACGGUGCGCGUUCUUGACGACUUCAAAAAUCUUGCGGAAGAAGGCAGAUCAAGAGCGGAAUAUCGAGCUCAAAUGUUGAAGGAUGUGUGCGCAUAUUAUGGAUACUCCGAGUUCCUGGCCGACAAGCUCAUGGAUCUUUUCCCCGCGCGGGAAGCGUUCGCUUUCUUCGAAGCUAACGAAACUCCUCGGCCGAUCGUCAUACGUACCAAUACCCUAAGGACGCAUAGGAGAGAAUUGGCACAGGCUCUGAUCAAUCGUGGUGUACAACUAGAGCCGGUGGGGAAGUGGUCAAAAGUUGGCCUCCAGAUCUUUGAAUCCCAGGUCCCGCUUGGUGCCACUCCCGAAUACCUUGCCGGUCACUACAUCCUCCAAGCCGCUUCCUCCUUUCUUCCUGUCAUGGCCCUUGCUCCUCAGGAGAAUGAGCGUGUCCUUGACAUGGCCGCCGCUCCAGGCGGCAAAACUACUCAUAUCUCGGCGUUAAUGAAGAAUACGGGCUGCAUCUUUGCCAAUGAUGCGAACAAAGACCGUGCACGCGGUCUGAUAGGAAACGUGCAUCGUCUUGGCUGUCGAAAUGUGAUUGUGAGCAACUACAGCGCCCUAGAGUUCCCGAAGGUAAUGGGUGGCUUUGAUCGAGUAUUACUAGACGCACCCUGCUCUGGAACCGGUGUCAUUGCCAAAGAUGCAAGCGUUAAGACGAAUAAGACACGAGAGGACUUUAUGAAGCUCCCACAUUUACAGAAGCAACUCAUCCUUGCCGCAAUCGACUCCGUGGACCACCACAGUAAAACUGGGGGUUACAUAGUGUACUCGACAUGCUCAGUCACAGUGGAAGAAAACGAACAAGUGGUUCAGUACGCGUUGAAUAAGCGCCCCGUAAAAUUGGUGGAGACGGGUUUGCAGUUCGGAAAAGAAGGCUUCACAAGUAUAGCGGGCAAGAGAUUCCACCCCUCCAUGAAGCUAACGCGGCGGUACUAUCCUCAUACAUAUAACGUCGACGGCUUUUUCGUUGCCAAGUUUAAGAAGACGGGCCCAACACCGGCCAACGCUGUCGGCGUCAGCCACGCUAACGCGAACGGCAAAGCUGCUGCGGACAAGGCUGCCCAGGAGGAGGUCGUGGAUAAGACACCACUAGUUGAAGAUGAAGAGAAAGAAGACUCGGACUUUGGGGGCUGGGACUCGGAGGAGGACAAGCAGUACAUGGAGCGCGCCGAGAGAGCGCAGUUACGCCGGAGAGGCAAGGAUCCUAAGGCGGUUCUUGGGAAAGAGAUGGCCAAGCAGGGCCAGAACGGCGCCUCCAAGAAGGCUGAAAAGUCGGACGCAAAAUCUAAGGGUGGACUAUCCAAGAAGGCGGUCUCAGAGGCCAAGGCAAAUGGUGCUAGCGGGAAGUCGAGCGGGGCGGAGUCGAAGCCACUAAAGAAGAGUGGAGGGCGGAAGGGGAGAGCAAGGUAGUCUAGAUGCUGCGACAGAUCGGUGUGGUAGCUGCACAGGCAAGUCGUCCAUCAUGGAUCAACUAUUGUCAAAUUCUGAGGUUUCGCCUCAUGUCUAGACUUAGGGACAUCCACGCAACGAGCCACUCUUGUAAGCUUGGAACUUAGUUCUAAGAUCUAGACUCUGGAUCGAGCCGAAAAUGGUGAGGAUUCCGGCACCGCUGGUCUGGGAAGCUGAACCCAGGUGCUCGCGUGUCAAUGUUACGUGUUACACAACCUCGUCCUUGUGUACCGUCUGCCGCGCCCGACACUGAGGCAAGUGCAGCCGC
Molecule: messenger RNA, 2476 nt
Organism: Trematosphaeria pertusa
Lineage: Eukaryota; Fungi; Ascomycota; Dothideomycetes; Pleosporales; Trematosphaeriaceae
Product: NOL1/NOP2/sun family putative RNA met
Exons: 7
Coding region: 43-2169 (708 amino acids)
Biological process (GO): rRNA base methylation; maturation of LSU-rRNA
Cellular component (GO): nucleolus
Molecular function (GO): RNA binding; rRNA (cytosine-C5-)-methyltransferase activity
Source: RefSeq, a predicted model, not a curated record